This is a messenger RNA of Plectropomus leopardus (leopard coralgrouper), 1712 nucleotides long. Lineage: Eukaryota; Metazoa; Chordata; Actinopteri; Perciformes; Serranidae. The record is from RefSeq and is a predicted model, not a curated record.
UCGUACUGUGAGCAGCACCUCCAGCCUCACUAUGAAUCUGCUGCCUUUAAAAAACACAAGCUGGUCGACCCCUCCAAGAAGCUUCAGGAGAGCGUCUGCACUCGUCACAAUGAGGUGAUAAAGAUUUUCUGCCGCACUGAUCAGCAGUGUAUCUGUAUUCUCUGCUCCAUGGAUGAGCAUAAAGGCCACGACACAGUUUCAGCUGCAGCAGAACGGAGUGAGAAGCAGAAAGAGCUCGGGGCGAGUCGACAAAAGAUCCAGCAGAGAAUCCAGAGCAGAGAGAAAGAUGUGAAGGUGCUUCAGCAGGAGGUGGAGGCGAUCAAUCGCUCUGCUGAUAAAGCUGUGGAGGACAGUGAGAAGACCUUCACAGAUGUGAAGCAGAAGAUCAGAUCUCGUCAGAAAACUGAAGUAUUUCACGCCUACGAGCUUCAGGAGGAGCUGCAGGAGGAGAUCAAUGAGCUGAAGAGGAAGGACGCAGAGCUGGAGAAACUCUCACACACAGAGGACCACACACAGUUUCUGAACAGUUACAUUUUGCUGUCACGAUUCGGUGAGAAUAAAGACUCGUCCAGAGUCAGUGUCCGUCCUCUGAGGUACACUGAGGACAUGAUGGCGGCGGUGUCAGGGGUCAGAGAUAAACUGCAGGACGUUCUCAGUGAGGAAUGGACCAAAAUCUCACUGACAGGGUCUGAAGAUGUUUUAGUGCCACAGGCAGAGCCAAAGACCAGAGAUGAAUUUCUCAAAUAUUUGUGCAAAAUCACACCGAAUGUAUACACAGCAUCCAGAUGCAUGAGUGUUUCGCAAACCCUAACUGCAAGAUACAUUCAAGAUUCGGGCAAGUUUAUUUUUCCUGGUCACCCAGACAAAUUCACUGACUUUUGUCAGGUUUUGUGUAGAGAAAGUCUGACUGGACAAUGUUACUGGGAGGUGGAGUGGAAAGGAGAAGACAUUUUUAUAGCAGCCACAUACAAGAGUAUUAGCAGAACAGGAAGAGAUAGUGCAUUUGGAAACAAUGACAAAUCCUGGGCUUUACAGUGUUUCAGCGAUGGUUAUGAAUUCAGACAUAACAACUUUACUCUUCCAAUCUCAGGCCCUCGGUCCUCCAGAGUGGGAGUGUACCUGGAUCACAGUGCAGGUAUUCUGUGCUUCUACAGCGUCUCUGAGACCAUGACGCUCCUCCACAGAGUCCAGACCACAUUCACUCAGCCGCUCUGUCCAGGAUUUGGUAUUUAUGUUAGUGGAUCCUCUGUUAAAAUCUGUAAGCCUUAAGACUGAAACCCACAAAAGACUGAAAUCCACAGAGCCCAGACACCACACCACACAUGACAAACUUUUUUAGAAAUGUAUGUGGUGAGUUUCAUCCCGUGAGUUUUCAUUUUCUUUCAUCUUUAAUUUUUUAAUUAUUAUUCAAAAUAUGAUAUUUGAAUACUAAGUGAACCAUUGCAAAAACAGAAAACUUAAAUAACAAAAGGAACAACUGUUAAAAGGGUAUAUUAAAAUCAUAAUAUAAAUAUAGAUGAAUGAAUAAAUUUAAUGAUAAUGUGUGAGGGAUACUGGCAAAUAAAUGUAAAAAAUAUUAUUCGGGAGAUCCCCUUUGGUACUGGUUUCUUGGACUUCAUAUCUGACUCCCAGUUUAUGAUUUUUCUUUGGUUUGACUGAGUGCUGUAGUCUGUCCUUUUUUAAAAAAUAAAAUGUGUUUGUUUAUUGCUCUU